Exophiala aquamarina CBS 119918 is the source of this 1551-nucleotide messenger RNA. RefSeq lists its product as uncharacterized. Gene Ontology annotation, molecular function: steroid hydroxylase activity; oxidoreductase activity, acting on paired donors, with incorporation or reduction of molecular oxygen; heme binding. The transcript is spliced from 2 exons. NCBI's taxonomy places the organism in Eukaryota, Fungi, Ascomycota, Eurotiomycetes, Chaetothyriales, Herpotrichiellaceae. The coding region runs from base 1 to 1551 and encodes 516 amino acids. The record is from RefSeq and is a predicted model, not a curated record.
AUGCCGCCGGGCACAAAACAGCAAUUAAAACCUCUGGCACCUCCAAUGCUUCCGUAUGCUCUGCCUUGGCUGGGCCAUGCCAUGGAAUUCCUUUCAGAGGAGCCAGGGUCCUUCUGGCGGAUGCUUCGCGAUAAGCUGCGUGCCACGGGCACAGAGGUCGACAUCUGCACAAUCCUGUUGGGCGGUCAGAAAGCGCACGUGAUCAGUUCCGCCGCGGCGGUGCAGGCGUUGUUUAAGGACAAGUCUGUGUCGAGAGAGCUAUUCAACCACCAACUGGCGAGAAACUCUCUCGGUACCUCGCAAGCUGAUGCGGAGAGGAUGUGGCCCUCUGCUGCCGCCAUUGCCAAAGGGGCCGAGAAGGACCGAAAGUUGAGUAUGGAGGCACUGAACCAUGAGUAUCUGCUCAGUCAGGCAGCUGUGAGUGCAUUGACGAGCAAGUUCACGGAAUGUUUCAAUGCCUCGCUCCAGGCGGCGGAACUUGACAGUGAAUGGACAACGGUAGACCUACUCUCUUGGUUGAAAACAAAAAUGUUUGAUGCUUCUACUACUGCGGUUUUGGGUACAAAGAUACUAGAAAUGAAUCCUGAUCUUGUGGAGCAGUACUGGCAUUACGAUGCUGGAUUUCUGCCGCGGUUCUAUGGGUUGCCAAAGUGGCUCAAACCAGAGGCAUAUAGGGGCAUGGAAGAGAUGAUAGCUCGAACAGAAGGAUGGGUGAAGCACGUCCUUGACCAAUGUGAUCAAAACCCCCCUGAAGAGCCGGAGUGGGAACCAAUGUUUGGAGCAAAGCUAGUGCGAGCAAGACAUCGAUUCUACGAGAGAGAAGGCGUAACAUUGAGAGGCAAGGCGGCAUUUGAUUUGGGGCUUUUGUUUGGUCUUUCUGCCAAUGCCAUACCAAUUACGGGUUGGAUUUUAAUUCACCUACUUUCGCCCUUGACGCCCAAGGAUGUCCUACCAAGGAUUCUGAGAGAAGUGAAAGACGCUCGGCGACAUGACGGCGAAAUUGACGUCACGAGGUUGCUUUCACAGCCAUUGCUGAACUCUGUUCUCCACGAAACUCUACGGCAUUAUGUUGAUUCAUUAGUCACUCGACAAUUGGCUUCAGAUACAAUUCUAGACGGAUAUCUGCUAAGAAAGGAUGAUUUGAUUAUGGCGCCAAGCUGGUUGAGUCAGCAUGAUUCUGUUUUCUGGGAGGAGGAGCAAAGGGCCUCGGUCAACACUUGGUGCGCCGAAAGAUUUCUGAGGCAUAAUGCGAUGACGGGCAAGGAUGAAUUCAGUAGUUCAUGGACGAGCGGAAAAUUCUUCCCAUUCGGUGGAGGUGGAUAUAUCUGCCCCGGCCGAGUGUUUGCCAAACAAGAGAUCCUCAUUGCACUGGCCAUGUUGCUUAUGCAGUUUGAGAUCAAGUUUGUCGAGUACCUAGGGACAGACAAAACAGGGACUACGGUGGGGUUGGGAACUCAACCAUCUGGGUUCCCGAGAGUGAAGCGGCAAUAUGCUGGUAACGGAACACUGCUCAUGGAUGGCGAUAUUAGAGUGCAAUUGAGGAGAUUAUGA